Dromiciops gliroides (monito del monte) is the source of this 5321-nucleotide messenger RNA. RefSeq names its product GLIS family zinc finger 2 (gene GLIS2). Gene Ontology annotation, cellular component: nucleus. Gene Ontology annotation, molecular function: DNA-binding transcription factor activity, RNA polymerase II-specific; RNA polymerase II cis-regulatory region sequence-specific DNA binding. NCBI's taxonomy places the organism in Eukaryota, Metazoa, Chordata, Mammalia, Microbiotheria, Microbiotheriidae. The record is from RefSeq and is a predicted model, not a curated record. Gene Ontology annotation, biological process: regulation of transcription by RNA polymerase II; smoothened signaling pathway. The coding region runs from base 324 to 1922 and encodes 532 amino acids. The transcript is spliced from 7 exons.
CGGGCGGCUGCCACCUUUCCCCAGCCCGAGCUGCAGAUGUGGCGGAGCGGCGGGGCGCCGGGCGGCCGUGCCAGGGGAGCCAGCAGAGCCUUCUGAGCCCCGCGGCCGCCUUGCCCCCCGAGCCGCCAUCCUCUCCCCCCUCCCCCUUCCCCAGCUCCCCUCCCCGACCGCAGGAGCCCGCAGCCCAGAGAGAGAGGACCCAAACCCGGCUCGCCGCCGCCUCGCGGGGUCCCUCCAGCUAGAGGUUCCUGCCUGCCCCCCAUCCCCUUCCCUCCUGCCAGGGAGUGUCUCUCCUGCACCCACACCGGCCCCUGGUUGACACCAUGCACUCUUUGGACGAGCCGCUGGACCUGAAGCUGAGUAUCACCAAGCUUCGAGCAGCGCGAGAGAAGCAGGAGUGGGCUCUGGGACACGUCCGCCACCGGACCCUGCACCGGGAGCUCGGCCUGGUAGAUGAUGGCCCUGCCCCUGCAUCCCCUGGAUCCCCUCCUUCAGUCUUGGGCCACCCUGAUUUCCUCCCCUCCCACUCAGGAUUCUUGCUGAACCCCAAGUUUCCUGAGAAGGGGGAUGGCCGCUUCUCAGCAGCACCGCUGGUGGAUCUAAGCCUGUCACCGCCAUCAGGACUGGACUCUCCCAGUGGCAGCACCUCCCUGUCUCCUGAGCGCCAGGGUAACGGGGACCUGCCACCCACUCCUGCUGCCCAUGACUUCCAGUCUCUUCGUUACAUUGAUGGAGUUCCCAGUUCCUUCCAGUUCUUCUUGCCACUGAGCUCAGGGGGGGCACUGCAUCUGCCCUCCUCCUCCUUCCUUACCCCACCUAAGGAGAAGUGCCUCUCUCCAGAUGUGCCCCUGCAAAAGCAACUUGUCUGUCGCUGGGCCAAGUGUAACCAGCUCUUUGACCUGCUGCAAGACCUGGUGGACCACGUCAAUGAUUUCCACGUCAAACCGGAGAAGGAGGCUGGCUACUGCUGUCACUGGGAGGGCUGUGCCCGCCAUGGCCGAGGAUUCAAUGCUAGGUACAAGAUGCUGAUCCACAUCCGGACUCAUACUAAUGAGAAGCCACAUCGAUGUCCCACCUGUAACAAGAGCUUUUCUCGCCUAGAGAACCUUAAGAUUCACAAUCGAUCACACACAGGGGAGAAGCCGUACAUCUGCCCUUACGAGGGCUGCAACAAGCGUUACUCCAAUUCAAGUGACCGCUUCAAGCACACACGCACCCACUACGUGGACAAGCCCUACUACUGCAAGAUGCCUGGCUGCCACAAACGCUACACAGACCCCAGCUCCCUGCGCAAACACAUCAAGGCCCACGGCCACUUCGUCUCCCAUGAGCAGCAAGAGCUGCUCAAGCUUCGACCACCCCCUAAGCCCCAGCUGCCCACUCCAGACAGCCCCUACGUCAGUGGGGCCCAGAUCAUCAUCCCCAACCCUGCUGCACUCUUUGGGGGCCCAGGCCUUCCUGGUCUGCCUGCCUCCUUGCCCCUGCCCUUGGCGCCUGCCCCCCUUGAUCUAAGCACCCUGGCCUGUGGUGGGAGCAGUGGUGUAGGACCUGGUCUCCCAGGACCUGUACUCCCCCUCAACUUGGCUAAGAACCCACUGUUGCCCUCACCCUUUGGGGCUAGUGGGCUGAGCCUGCCUGUUGUCUCUCUACUUGCAGGCUCUGCGGGGGGAAAGGCUGAGGGUGAAAAGGGGCGCGGGAUGGUAGGUGCUAAGGCUCUGGGUGCCGAAGGCCGCAAGAUUCCCGGAGAGAGGACUGAGGGUGGCCGUGUUCGGUCUGGUCCAGAUGGACUUUCCCUGCUGCCAGGUACCGUGCUGGACCUAUCUACAGGCGUGAACUCAGCAGCCAGUCCUGAAGCGCUACCUCCUGGCUGGGUGGUCAUCCCACCAGGCUCUGUGCUACUCAAGCCUGCUGUGGUGAACUGAUGUCCUGAGGUCAACCAUGGCCAGGGAGAGGGAAAAGGACUGGACAGAGACUCCUCCCCUCAGCCAGUCACGACGAACGGAAAUUCUUCUGAGAAAUAGCAAUAAUGUCCUCCCUCAGGGCUCGGCCAUAUCUGGUCCAGUCCCGGUGAGGUGGGCAGGAGGUAACCAGGACACACUGGCAAGAGGCAGGCCUUGGCCUGGGGCUAGCUUUGUGCUUGUGUGUACAGAUAAAACCCAUGUGGACAGAAACAGGUCACUCUAGGGGCUCCUCAUCUCCAUGGCCUCUGAAAUGAUGGCAUGGAAGGAGAAAGGUGAAUCCCAUCAGAUAAAAAGCAAAGCAGUUUUGGCCUACAGUGAGCACCUCAGAUCCUAUUGACCUCUCUCCCCAUCCAGCUCCUCUGCCUUCAGCAGAGGGUCUGGUCCCGAUUCUCUCUAGGGAGGGAACCCCAAUAGCCAGUCCCUUUGUCCAUGCUGCACCAAAUCUACUCCUCUGCUCUCCCUCCUCAGUUUCCCUUUGGGAAUGCUGCUCCGCUGUCUGGCUCUUGGCAUUCAGGUCUAACCUUCCAUGAUUAUCUGGUGCCAACUGACCACUGUCCCAUCACAUUCUCCUUCCGGCCAGACAUGCUGCCUUCAUAGCCUGAGUGGGAGGGAGCUAGGUCAAAGGACUAGCAUCUCACUCUCAGCAAUGGAGGCCUCAUCCCUGACAUUUUAACCCCAUGGCUGCCUGGAGAAUCCCAAUGGUCCCCAUAGCCUCUCCUUCCUCCUCUUCAGAGCUGGCCCCAGCCCAGCUUUGGGAGACUACAGACGCCUCUCCUUCUAGACCCGCUUUUCAGAGGGAGAGCAAGACAGACGCAGACCUUGGCAGUGCCAGGAGAGAACAGGUCCUUCCCUUUCCCCUCCCUGCUGAUUGACAAGGUAUCUCCCACCCUAGGGGUAGGGUGGGAGGGCUGCUCCCCCUAGCUCUGUCAACUUUGUGCUGAGGAAGAGGACCAAGGCAGGCAGAGCUCCCUCCUGCCCCUCUCAUAAAGCCGUGCCACCCAACUCAGGCCAUCAGGGCAGAAUCCUUUGUUUCCUGGCUGGGCAAAAAAACUUGAGACCCCAACUCUGGGGUGAGGAGAGGCCUCACCAGGGCUGGGGCAUUCCCAUAGCCAAAUAUCUUGGAGACGGUAGCCCUGGAAAUCCCCGAAUCUGCCUCUCCUGAACUUCUUUUUCUUUUGAGGUUCAACUACAAUAUGGUUGCUUAAGGUCACCACACUGAUGUUUUCACAGUAAACAGGAGAGGAAUAGAGGAAUCUGAUCCAUCCUGAGGUGGUUUUCAGAUCAGCCAUGGUGCUCGGCUGCCAAGCCCCAUCAUUCCCUGCUGUCACCCUUCUAUGUAGGACCUCUGCCUGGGGAAAAGGAUGGGCAGAGAACAUGAGUUAGGGUUGCCGUGCUGCUUCUAGAAUUCUGUUGCUUUCCCUUGGCCAUCCAUUUCCUAGGAGACCCACUAAGCCCAUGGGCUUAGUGCAGGGAAGUGGGUUCUAACCUAGCCUCAGCCUUUGCUGGGGCUAGCAGAAGACGGAGGGCAUUGUCAAGACCGCUUACCAGGAAGGCAUUCUGGCUGGGUUCUCACAUUACAGAAUUAGAAGGGAAGAGAGCAGAAAGGUUGUUAGGACCAAGAAGCAGUAAGGAGGUAGGGCAGUAACUAGGUAGGGUGUUCGGUGGGGUCAGCCAGCGACACUCAGGACCAGAAGGAAAGUAGAGGUACCCUCCUAAAUGGCCCAUGGCUUCCAUCACUGGCUAUUUCAGAGCGGAACAGGCUCAGCUUGCUAGAAUAACUUUGGUUGGAGCCACCUGGUUGAAGCCUUGAAUCCUGGAGGUUGUGGCUGUGGUUUCAACUCAGUUUGUAUGGGAGGUUAACCAUCUGUGAUCCUAAGGAAUUCAGCUGGGAGAUAGCAGAAGAUGAAGAAAACCAGCAUUCUGACCCCACUAUUUCCACUGAUGGGUCAGCCCAAGCCAUUCCAUUUCUCCCUGUUCCCAGCCCCAUGCUGCUCCAAACCCCUUGGCCUUGUAAAUUCUGGGAGAUCUACAGCCAGAGAAAAAGGGACACUGCAUGUGUUAUUGGACCCCCCCCCCAAGGAUGGGGAGCUUCUUGGUCGGCUCCCCUGGUGUGCUACCCCCCCCUAUCUGUUUGAUGAUGGCUGGAUUGCCUGGACCUGAACCCUAAGUACUGUAAGCUCAUCUAAGACUCUCCAGAGCCAGAGAAGGCCUGGCCUGUACUGCAGGCAUGAAUAAGCUAAAGAAACCCUUUAGAUGAAAGGGCACCUCAGCAGGAUGCUCCUAGUCCUGGAUGAGGGUCCACUCCCAUAGCCCCGCCCUUCCUUGUUCUUCUCUGCCCACCACCCUCCUAUCCCAGCUGUGAGACAGUUAGGACUGCUCUCUCAGGAGAGCAUAACAUUGGCUCGCUCCCUCCCCGGGGGCACUUUACCUCUUGCCUCUCCUGAGGGAGCCUGGGUGUCAUAGAAAGAGCACUGGACUGGGGAGUCAGGAGAUCCAUAUACGAGCUCCCUGCUCUGCCACUGACUUAGGAUGUUCCGUCACCUAACCCUUCUAUUGACUUUAGUUCAAGUCACUUCUUUUGUCUGGACCUCAGUUUCCUCCUCUAUAAAAUGGGGUUGGACUAAAUGAUCACGAGUCUCUUCCCACUCUGACAUCCUUGAUUAUAUUUGCCUCUUCUCAUUUGGGUGGCUCAGUGCCGCCACACCCCCCCCCCCCCCCCCCCCCCGACUGCCCUUCUGUCACAGAGGGGUCACUCUGUCCUGGCCCUCGCCUCUGCUGGGCUUUCAAACCCCAGACUGUGAUCACAUUACAGCAGCUGGGGUUUCCCACUGAAGAGGGGACACAAGUAUGGAAGGAGGGAGCUGGUCUUCCUCCUUCAGUCCCCUACUAGGAACCAGACACGCCACCCUCACCCCAACCACCUCAGGGCCCCAGGCCUUAAAUGACUGGCUGGCUCAGUGCUAGGGCCCACAGUUACCCCUAGACAGGGGUAUUUGCCCUUCCUGACUGGCAGGAGUGACCAUCGAGGGUUGGGGGUGGUGGUUUGAGAUUCAAGCCCAUGGAGAAUAGCAACAUGGCACUCAAAGAGUUAACAUUAGCUCAGCAUGUGAUUUGGUGAUAGACUAGGCUUUAAAGGGCCGGUGUACUUUUUUUGUUGUCAUUGUUGGUUUGUUGUUGCACAUUCCAAGAUAUCAGUAUUUUAACAGUUUCUAAGUGCCUUUCUAUUGUAGCUUACGUUUUUUCCUCCUCUUGGCUCCAUUGCUGUUAGCAUAGAGUUAAAAAAAAAGAGAGAUAAGCUAAUGACUAUAACAAUAUAUUCCUCCAUGUGAGAGGAAGUUUAUAAAGAAACAAUAAAAGUGA